UCUUUUGCCACUAGUUCUGUCCUUCAUUCUCACCAGAGAGUUCACACUGGAGAAAGGCCUUAUGAAUGCAGUGAAUGUGGGAAAUCUUUUACCACGAGGUCUGUCCUCCGUGAUCACCAGAGACUUCAUACUGGAGAAAGGCCUUAUAAAUGCAGUGAAUGUGGGAAAUCUUUUACCGCUAAUUCGGCCCUCCAUUAUCACCAGAGAGUUCACACUGGAGAGAGACCUUAUGAGUGCAGUGAAUGUGGCAAGUCCUUUGUCCGAAGAAAUAGCCUGAGUGUGCACCUAAAGGUUCACUCAGGUGAAAAGCCUUAUAAGUGUAAUGAAUGUGGGAAAUCAUUGAAAUGUAAGUCAACAUUCGUUGAACACCAGAGAAUUCACACAGGAGACCGGCCUCAUGAGUGCCGUGAUUGUGGGAAAUCUUUUGCUUCUAGGUCUGCCCUUCGUUCUCACCAGAGAGUUCACACUGGAGAACGGCCUUAUGAAUGCAGUGACUGUGGGAAGUCUUUUACCACUACCUCUCACCUUCGUUCUCACAAGAGAGUUCACAAUAGUGAAAGGCCUUAUGAAUGCAGUGAAUGUGGCAAGUCCUUUUGCCGAAGGAAUAGUCUCAAUGUACACAUCAAGGUUCACUCGGGUGAAAGGCCUUACAAAUGUAAUGUAUGUGGGAAAUCUUUGAACUAUAAGUCGACGUUCAUACAACACCAGAGAAUUCACACAGGAGAAAAGCCUUAUCUGUGCAGUGAAUGUGGGAAAUCUUUUAGUUAUAGCCGCGCCCUCCGGUAUCAUCGUCAAAGUCACCUUGCAGUAAGUCCUUAUGAUUGUAGUGAUUGUGGGAAAUCUUUUACUUGUAGUUCUUAUCUCCGUGAUCACCAGAGAGUUCACACUGGAGAAAGGCCUUAUAAAUGCAGUCACUGUGGGAAAACUUUCACUUCUCGUUCCCUCCUCCGUUCUCACCAGAGAUUUCACACUGGAAAAAGGCCUUAUGAGUGCAGUGAAUGUGGCAAGUCCUUCUUCCAAAGAAGUGCCCUGAAUGUACACAUAAAGGUUCACUCAGGUGAAAAGCCUUAUAAGUGUAAUGAAUGUGGGAAAUUGUUGAAGUACAAGUCGACAUUCCUUCUACACCAGAGAAUUCACACAGGAGAAAGGCCUUAUGCUUGCAGUGAAUGUGGGAAAUCUUUUUUCAGUUAUGGUGCUCUCAGUUACCAUCACAGAGUUCACAUUGGAGAAAGACAUUAGGAGUACUGGGGAUGUGGGAAAUCUUUCAGCUAAAUUUCCAGUCUCAUUCAAGAUGAGAAAGUAUGCAGUAAAUAGUGUCUUUAUGGGUAGUAACAUGAACUAAAUGGUUCUGUUCACUGAUGUUGAUAUGUUGACUCCCUGUCCUGUAAUGCAAUAGGAGUAGCAGGUGAUGUCUUUGGGAGGUAAUUGAUACUAGAAUGGAUCAUGUGUGUGAAUUCCUAAUGAAUGGUUUUAAUGUCUUCUAAGUAUUCUGAGACAGCUUGCUUCGCCUAUCAAUCAUGUGAGGACCCUUUGGGGAGAUCUAUAAAUCCGGAAGCUGGUCCUCACCAGACAUAAAACCAGACCGUAUGGGGAAUGUUAUGGGAGAUAUCCAGCCUCCAGAAGUGAGAAAUUUCUGUUGCUUACAAGCCACCCAGUUUAUCAUAUUUUGUGAGAGCGGCCUCAGCUAAGACACAUGUGAAGAAUGUGGGUAAUGUUUUGGGCAAAGAUAACCGUUUCAUAAAAAUCGGAAUUCACCUUGGAGCAUGACCACAUGAGUGAGGUGAAGGACACCAGUCCUUCAGCUAGACAUCUGUCUUCAUUCCACACUUCAGAGUUCACACUGCAGAAAGACUCUAAAAUGGUGGAGAAGGUGAUAGUUCCUUCCUUAGUGUAUUAUGCUGAGGAGAACCUUAUGAGGCAGCCACCUUCCUGAAUUGAGUUUUGUUCACCUGCCUGUCCACAGUGGAGUGACUUCCCGUAAGUUCCAGCUAUUUGGGAAAGUUCAGAAGUUGUAUUGGGUGUUCUGAUGCGUCUGAAGUCAUUGCUGGAAGUCACUGUCAGAUUCUGUGACAGAAAUCAUUUCACCUCUGCCACCUGGAUGGUCCCAGUAACGAACAUCUGUCACCACCCAGCUUAAUGACGCUGACCACUUUGCUUUGUCGUUUGCUGAUGGAAGUUAUGGGUACUGGGAUCUCCUCAUUGCCUUCUAAGUUAGUGCAUGGAUGUGACCCAGUGUUGACCCUCCGUACCUCUUGAGUUCUGGAUGGUGUUUUGCAGAGAAAGAGUAAAUAUUUUGGGGACGUUGUUAGUCUCCUGAGGAUUGUGAUAAAUCUUUGCAGCUUCUAAGUCAGCAACACAGGAAUUGGGUGCUAUGUGCUGCUCUGGUUUAUGCAUUACUAAAUGCCUUUUUUGUUUAAUUACCAUUAGUCUUAGGUGUUAAAUUCACUUUAAGGGGGUGGUGUGAAAUUAGAAUUGAGCUCUGCCAGACAUAGUGAACAGAGUUCAUUGCCACCCAAACUUACUGUGUCUCAGAGUGGAUGAUUGCAAAUAAACAAUACAGAGGUCA
Molecule: messenger RNA, 2566 nt
Organism: Leptonychotes weddellii (Weddell seal)
Lineage: Eukaryota; Metazoa; Chordata; Mammalia; Carnivora; Phocidae
Source: RefSeq, a predicted model, not a curated record